This is a messenger RNA of Centropristis striata (black sea bass), 1897 nucleotides long. RefSeq names its product Y+L amino acid transporter 2-like. Gene Ontology annotation, molecular function: L-amino acid transmembrane transporter activity. The record is from RefSeq and is a predicted model, not a curated record. The coding region runs from base 1 to 1536 and encodes 511 amino acids. Gene Ontology annotation, biological process: amino acid transmembrane transport. Gene Ontology annotation, cellular component: membrane. The transcript has 9 exons. NCBI's taxonomy places the organism in Eukaryota, Metazoa, Chordata, Actinopteri, Perciformes, Serranidae.
AUGGGGGAUCUGAGGCAGAAGAUGGGGGUCAUGUCACAGGCGAUAUGCCCAAGUUCUCGGGCUCCAUCUGACGAGGACUUGAAGGCCCCCAAAAAUGAGAAAAUGCAGAUGAAGAGAGAAAUCUCCCUCAUAAAUGGAAUCUGCCUCAUUGUUGGGAACAUGAUCGGUUCUGGGAUCUUUGUCUCGCCCAAGGGUGUGCUUAUGUACAGUGGCUCUUACGGGCUGUCGCUAGUGAUUUGGGCUGUUGGAGGCAUCUUCUCGGUGUUUGGAGCUCUGUGCUACGCAGAGCUGGGCACCACCAUCGCCAAGUCUGGAGCCAGCUACGCCUACAUCCUGGAGUCGUUCGGAGGCUUCCUCGCUUUCAUCCGUCUGUGGACGUCCAUCCUGCUGAUCGAGCCGGCCAGCCAGGCUGUGAUUUCACUCACCUUCGCCAACUACCUGGUGGAGGCUUUUUACCCGACCUGCCAGCCGCCAUAUGAUGCCAUCCGGCUCAUCGCUGCAGCCUGCCUCUGUAUGCUCAUCUUCAUUAACUGUGCCUAUGUGAAGUGGGGGACUUUGGUCCAGGAUAUUUUCACUUACACCAAACUGAUGGCCCUCUGCCUCAUCAUCGUUGUAGGAUUAAUGAAAAUUUCUGCAGGAGAAACAAAGAGCUUUGAGAGUCCCUUUGAGGGGUCCUCCACAGAUCCUGGAUCCAUUGCUUUGGCCCUCUACUCCGCUCUGUUCUCCUACUCCGGUUGGGACACACUCAACUUUGUCACUGAGGAGAUUCAGAACCCAGAGAGGAAUCUGCCCCUGGCCAUUGCCAUUUCCAUGCCCAUAGUGACCAUCAUCUACUUGCUGACCAAUGUGGCGUACUAUGUGGUUCUGGACAUGCCGUCUCUGCUGGCCAGUGAUGCCGUUGCUGUGACAUUUGGGAGUGCAGUCCUGGGGCCGUUCAAGUGGAUCGUUCCUAUUUCAGUGGCCAUGUCCUGCUACGGAGGACUCAACGCUUCUAUCAUUGCUGCCUCACGGUUGUUUUUCGUUGGAGCCAGAGAGGGCCACCUCCCCAACAGUCUGAGUCUGAUUCACCUGCAGCGCUACACGCCCAUACCUGCACUGCUGUUCAAUGGGUUAAUGGGUCUGAUCUUCCUGUGUGUGGAGGACGUCUUCCAGCUCAUCAACUACUUCAGCUUCAGUUACUGGCUCUACGUGGGUCUGUCUGUGGCCGGCCUCAUCUACCUGCGCAUCACUCAGCCGGACAGACACAGGCCUGUGAAGUUGACCUUGUUCUUCCCCUUCAUCUACUGUCUGUGUAGCCUCUUCUUAGUCAUCGUCCCUCUGUACGGAGACACCAUCAAUUCUCUCAUAGGCAUUGGCAUUGCACUGUCUGGGGUUCCCGUCUACUAUGUGGCCAUUUACCUGCCUGACGAGAGGAGGCCCAAAUUCAUACACAAGCUAAACGCCUUUGUCACCAGAUACGCCCAGAUGCUGCUCUACUGCUGUCUGACUGAAUUCGACACUGAGACAGAAGCACAAGCUGCCAGUAAAACGCAGUGAGCUGCUGUCAAUCCGUCGUUUAGUUUUUUUCAGUCUUGUCCACGUGUUCAUCACUCCCUGAACGCUGAGAAACAAGGCCCUGCAUGGACAGACGUUCGCCUGCAACAUUCGUGAGGAUUACUUCUCUCAGGUCAAGUUAAAAAAAGGCCUGACAUCUCAAAUGACUCUCCACGAAAGAGCAUUCUUGAGAGACUAUGAACUGUUGCUUUCUUCUGAAAAGGCACCUCACUUUUCUACAGAGAUCCAGGAAUAUAUUUUCUAUGAGGCCCUCAUGAAACUGUGGAAGAAAUAUGGAGCUCACAUUUUACUUCUUAGACUUGUGGGAAGAUGUAAACUGAAUACUUUCUGUCUUAAAUAUACA